Molecule: messenger RNA, 1433 nt
Organism: Mercurialis annua (annual mercury)
Lineage: Eukaryota; Viridiplantae; Streptophyta; Magnoliopsida; Malpighiales; Euphorbiaceae
Exons: 1
Coding region: 59-1336 (425 amino acids)
Molecular function (GO): protein binding
Source: RefSeq, a predicted model, not a curated record
CUCUUUUAGUCUUUGCCAUAUACAAACAAUAAUUUACACACCUUCUCAUCAACUAAAAAUGUCCACUAAAUUACUAAUUUCUCUCCUCUCCAUAAUUCUCACUUCUUUCCUUCUCAACAGUUCAGCAGUAAGAGUCAAGAACACACCCAAAAGCUGCAAAAAUGAAAAUUUCAAGAAUCACAAAUUACCAGUGCCACUAGACUGUCAAAAACCACUGGUGGUUCCUCUACCACCAACACCAUUACUCCCAGCUCUCCAAACACAGCUCUUGAAAUUUCUUGAUCAAAGGCUGGCUGUAGUAUACCCCGUCAUCCAAAACUUCAAGUCCACCAUCACCUCUGAUCCUUUCGGCAUCACCAAGACAUGGGUGGGCUCAAAUAUAUGCACUUACAAAGGCUUCUUCUGUGAUAAUCCUCCUGAUAACAAGUCAGCUAUAUCUGUUGCUUCUAUAGACUUCAAUGGCUUCCAACUUUCUGCUCCUUCUCUUAAUGGGUUUCUUGAUCAGCUUCCUGAUAUUGCUCUCUUUCAUGCAAAUUCCAAUUUCUUUUCCGGUACCAUCUCUCCCAAUAUCUCUAACCUAAUCUAUCUCUAUGAGCUUGACAUUAGUAACAACCUUUUUACAGGUCCGUUCCCCACAGCUAUUCUUGGUAUGAACGGAUUAACAUUCUUGGAUAUUAGGUUUAAUUUCUUUUCUGGUUCAAUUCCACCUCAAUUAUUUGCUCAAGAACUCGAUGCUCUGUUUCUCAACAACAACAAUUUCAUGACAAGCUUACCUGAAAAUAUAGAAAACACCCAUAUUCUUUAUCUAACCUUAGCCAACAACAAAUUCACGGGUCCAAUACCAAGAUCCAUUUUCAAGGCGUUUGUUUCCUUAACUGAGGUGUUACUUUUAAAUAAUAAGCUAACCGGUUGUUUACCUUAUGAGAUUGGUCUUUUAAAAGAGGCUAUAGUGUUUGAUGCAGGUAAUAAUCAGUUAAAUGGUCCGUUACCGUUAGCAUUGGCUUGUUUAGAGAAGGUGGAGCAGCUUAAUUUUGCUGGAAAUUUGUUGUCUGGUAUGGUGCCGGAGUUGGUCUGUAAGCUUGGAAAUUUGGUUAACUUAUCUUUGUCUGAUAAUUAUUUUAUUACAGUUGGACCUUGGUGUAGGGUUUUGAUUGCAGAAGGGGUUCUUGAUGUAAGAAACAAUUGUAUUCCUGAUCUUCCGUUUCAAAGAUCGGUAAUGGAAUGCGCAGAAUUCUAUGCACAACCCAAGUUUUGUCCUGGGAUGUGGUCUUACAGUUAUAUUCCUUGUAAGCCUUCUUUCAGCUUAAUGAUUCCUGAAAUGGCUCCUUCACCUUGACCCCUGCAUACUGUUAUAUACAUAAUUAAAAUUCUUAUGCUCUGAUUUGAAUUUUGUAAUGUUUCUCAAGAUAUUGUUUGCAUAACUUUUGACUCAA